UGCUAAUUCUAGGUUUACCGUCAAGCAGUCACCGUCCAACCCGACUUAAAAAUUGUAGACAUGACAAUGCAUUCUUCACCGCCAGCCUUAUUCAGAACUCAUUAAUCAAAUCGUAGCAGCAGCAGCAACAACAUUAACGAAACGUCUGUAGGUUGUGUAGGAUUUAAGAGUCUUCAAGAGCUGGGUCGUGUUCGUGCGGCCUCGGCCUCACAGAAUCACCUCCGCAGAGUCAGUUUCGACCUGCCUUCAUUUGGCGACGUCAUUCAGUUAUUAUACCAAUUAAUUUUGGGUCCUCAUGCCUGGAGGUGCUGGACUACAAGAUUCUCGCCUGCUAAAUUGAGUAUUUCGCGGGAAGUGCAGCUGUUGUGUAAUUGGAAUCGGUGCUGGUGCUGUGUUUUAGUUCCUGUCGAAUUGGUGUUUUGGGAUUUUAAGAGGCGAGUGAGAGGGUAAGUGCGAGAUGUCGAAGGAUUCCUUGUUCGGAGGUUUGCCACCUCCUGUGACAUCGCAACCUUUACCGCCCAGAUCCGCGACGGGAGCUGGGAGAGGAGAGGCGGCUUCCUCUAUACCUUCCAUACUUUCUUCAUCUGCUGCAUCGAAGCGCUCUGUUGCGGACGACGAUAGUCAUGCAGGCAAGCGAGUUAGGUUUAAACCAACCACAACGGAAGCGACCAGUGAGCAGGUUUUAGAGGCCAUGGCCAAAAUUGCUUCACACAUUGGUAACCCUGGGAAAUUUCCGAAAGCCUCGAAAUUAGCGUUGCAAUUACUGGAAAGCGGAAGUGUUACUCCUGCCACUGCUGAUGCUUUCUUCUCCAUUUUAAAAGCUGCAAUGGCGAGACCUUCCAACGCGGUUGAAGCGUCCUUAAGAAGGGAUUACCAAGCUUUGUUUGUAGCAGUUCAUGACAGGCUCGAGUGUUUUACUGGAGCACAGCAAGCUCAGAUUUCAGUCUGGGAAUUUUGGGCACUUGUAGGCAACGACUUCGUGAUGGAUGAUACAUUUGUGUUUUCAAAAGCUUCAGGGCGUGUAAGGCAAGCUAUUGAUGAAUUGCCAGAGGCCACUGACGAAGCUAAUAUUGUAGAAGAAAGAGAGGAGAAAACUAAAGAUGAACCAAUUGAACAAGGACAAUCAGAGAAGGCUGUAGAAGAUGCUGCAGAAAGUGAUCCCUUUGGUUUAAACGCAUUUUUACCGAAGCGAUCUAAGAAGGAGGAGCGAUUGAAGAGAAAAUUAGAAGAGGAAGCCGCCUCAAAAAGAGCUCAAGAGGAAGCAGGGAAACUACUGAGGGAGCGCCGAGAAGCACUUCUGCAGUGUCUAAAAAUUGCAGCGGAAUAUUACAGACUGACUUGGGCACAAACUAUUAUUGACAUACUGGUGAGACAUGCCUUUGACAAUCGUGCAAAAUUCAGUGCUGUGCAUCAAGGUGCCAUUGAGAAACUAUGGGCAUCUGUGCGUGAUCAACAAGUACGGCGCAAGCAAGGCAAGUCCACGACUGGCAAGCUGGAUGUAACCUCAUUCGAACGUUUCCAAGAGCAGUAUUCUCGUGAAACCAUUAGUAUCCGUCGUGCAGUUGGCCACGGCGGUGGCCGCUCUGCUGAGCAAUGGCUGGGAUAGGCAAUAGCAAUUGAGAAGAAUACUUGUACUGGAGAAGCUAGACAUUGAUGCCCUAACAUGUGCGAGCAAUAUUGCAGCAAACUCUGUUGUGGUGUGGAUUAUUGUGCUGAGCCAUUAGUUGGUGGCAAAUGAAUUCUUUGCAACAUGUGGCUUUAUGGCUCUGUACUAACUGACAUUCAUUGAAACGGUAA
Messenger RNA from Physcomitrium patens, 1797 nucleotides. RefSeq lists its product as uncharacterized. Lineage: Eukaryota; Viridiplantae; Streptophyta; Bryopsida; Funariales; Funariaceae. The record is from RefSeq and is a predicted model, not a curated record.